Molecule: messenger RNA, 357 nt
Organism: Didymodactylos carnosus
Lineage: Eukaryota; Metazoa; Rotifera; Eurotatoria; Philodinida; Philodinidae
Source: the annotation of a GenBank genome assembly
AUGGUUACGAGAUGUAGUUCGUAUAUUACAGUAUUAAUUACGCGAAAAAAUAUUGCUUAUGGUGAUCAUAUUCGUCAAAUACCAAUGAUAGAAAUAAUUGAAGCAGCCAAGAAAGCAAACAUCCAUGACUUUAUUCAAUUAUUACCACAAACUUGGGCGCCAAAGAUGCGUGGAAAAUGGGUUAUAACAAAUGCUAUAUGUAAAGAUAUAAUGAAUGUUUUAAAGCAAGAUAAGGCUGGUGGAAAAAGCGAUAUUGAUCCACAACACCGAAAAACCGUUGUCAUGCUUGAAACAUUAUAUCAUAUACUUCAUGAAGCUCAUGAACAAACUGGUUAUGGUGGUCGAGACAAUAUGUGA